AUGCUAGAGAUGAUCAGGUGCUUGUUAAUGAGAAGGAUCCAGUGGAGGAGGGAUAAGAUGACCAGUUGGCCUCAUCAAAUAUGCAGUGGUCUAGUGGUCCUAAAUAACAAGUGGAUGCAGGAAGAAGUGACCAAUAUGUGGUGGAUUUGGAUAAUCACACUUGUUCUUGCAGAAAGUGGGACUUGUCAGGCAUUCCUUGUGCUCAUGGAAUUGCUGCCAUACAUUACAAAGGAGUUAUGGGAGAAGACAAACCAGACAGCAAUAAAGCCACCAGCCUACACUAGACAACCUAGAAAACCUAGAAAGGUGAGGAUAAAAGGAGCUGAAGAGAGAAUAGAUAAGACUAGGAAAAAAUGGUUGGGAAGACAAGGAAUGCAAAUGCGGUGUAGUAUUUGUGACUCAACUGGCCAUAACAAAACCCCUCACCAUCGGAAUCUACCUCAAAAGGAAAAACCCCUAUCAAUGGGUAAAGGAAGACCAAGAAAAAUAUCUAACCAAGACCCUGCAGUUGCUGCUGAUGAAGCAAAAGCAGCUGCAAGAGUUAGGAGAAAGCUUGCAUAUGCAAGGGCAAAGGUUGCUGCUGCUGCAAAGAAGGCUGCACUAAAUGCUUCCCAGCCAAACUGGAAUAGGAUUGAGAGCAUCCAAGCGACAGAGAACAUAGGCUCUUAG
Molecule: messenger RNA, 669 nt
Organism: Prunus armeniaca (apricot)
Lineage: Eukaryota; Viridiplantae; Streptophyta; Magnoliopsida; Rosales; Rosaceae
Source: the annotation of a GenBank genome assembly